Magnolia sinica is the source of this 1685-nucleotide messenger RNA. Its product is annotated as F-box/FBD/LRR-repeat protein At1g13570-like. The record is from RefSeq and is a predicted model, not a curated record. Lineage: Eukaryota; Viridiplantae; Streptophyta; Magnoliopsida; Magnoliales; Magnoliaceae. Bases 874 to 1155 code for a protein of 93 amino acids. The transcript has 4 exons.
AUACAAUCCGAGUCUUCUAAAAGAAGAGAGUACCGCUGCAGUAGAGAGAGAGAGAGAGAGAGAGAGAGAGAGAGUAGAAAAGAAGAAGACGACGACAUCAGGGUUGCUGUGACACACGUGUGUAGAUCCGAUCUUUUACUUCAGGCAUAGAGGCAUCAAAUCCUCAGUACAUGAUGAAUUCGCGCAAAGUCCAAUGUCAAAAACUGGAUAUGAUGAGCCACCUUCCACCAAAUGUCAUUGAUGUAAUCCUCACAUGCUUGCCUUUGAGAGAUGCAGUGAAGACAAGCAUCUUAUCGCAUGAUUGGAGGUACAAGUGGGUCACGAUUCCACAUCUGAUAUUUGACAAGCAAAGUUUUCCAACUUUGGAUGAUUAUUCAGAGCUGGGUGAGCUUAAGCUCAUCAAUGCUGUUGAUCAAGUUCUCUUACUACAUAGAGGCCCAGUUCAUGAGUUCAUUUUUGAGAUUUACAUAGAAAGUUCUGCCGCUGUCGAUCGAUGGCUACUUCACCUCUCAGAUAAUGGUGUGAAGAGUUUCAUAUUUUAUAGUUUGCGGGUGGAACGUUAUAAGGUGCCUUCUUGUUUAUUCCGCUACCAAAACCUCAUUCAUCUUGAGGUAUCCUAUUGCAUCUUCAAACCGCCUAGAAAGUUCGAAGGCCUACGUAAUCUCAAGACCCUUUAUCUUCUAGACAUUACCAUUGACAACUCAUUCGAAGGCUUCAUUUCCAAAUUCCCUCGAGGAGUUGAUACUGAGGAAUUUUGACGGUCUCACUCGUCUUAAAAUUCAAGGCCCCAAACUCCUUUACUUGGAAGUUCUUGGUAAAUUAAAAUAUCUCUUUUUUGAAAAUAUCCCGCUUGUAGCAACUGCAAUCAUUAAUAUGUUGUCAGUAAAUGAGUACAAGAAAAGUAUGGAGUCCACUCUGAUCAAUGUUUUUGGUUGUCUACAUGGUGUUAAGCAGCUCACUCUUGAAGGUUUUCUUCUACAGUUUUUAGCUGCAGGUAAUGUACCAGAAAGGCUUCCAACUAUGUAUAAUCAUCUAAAGAAUCUGACGUUGAAUAUAAAUUUUGAAAAUCUGGAUCAAUUAUCUGUGGCUCUUUGCUUAUGUGGAAGCUCUCCAAACUUGCAGGAAAUCAAUGCCAAGUCUAACAAACUUGUUUGAGUUUUGGUGACAUUUCAAGGUCCACUCAACCAAUGCUGCUAGUAUGCCCCAUGAGAGCUUUUGGGGAGUGCAAGAAGGUUUUGAUGGCUUAUUUGCAAACCUCCGGAUUGUGACCGUAAAUGAAAUUAUCGGCAGCAAAAACGAACUGUGUUUCAUCGAGUUUGUACUCGAAAAUGCGCCUGUGCUCGAGGAGAUGAAUUUAAAGAUUAGGGAACCGGUAGAUAAAGCACAUUCGAGGAUUUUCAGAGAUUUGAUGGGAUUUCGUAGAGCUUCACCACGAGCCCGGAUCAUCUGCUUGGGGAAGUAGGUUUGAAAAAGGAUUUUAUAUUGUCUAGGGUUAGGCCAGAGUCAUUUGCGGUGCAUUCUACUUUAGUUUUGUAUCUGCCUAUUUUUGGACUCAUACCAAGUGGGAUCCAAGUGAGAUAGCACACAAUCCACUCCCCCCUUUUCACUUUUCCCUAUGACUGGCCCACUUGAGAAUCUUUCUGCAUGUAUGCAUUGAGAAUUACAUAAGAGUAAUAUAUUGAAAA